Cataglyphis hispanica is the source of this 3203-nucleotide messenger RNA. RefSeq names its product arginine/serine-rich protein PNISR-like. The record is from RefSeq and is a predicted model, not a curated record. Lineage: Eukaryota; Metazoa; Arthropoda; Insecta; Hymenoptera; Formicidae. Gene Ontology annotation, cellular component: nuclear speck; presynaptic active zone. Gene Ontology annotation, molecular function: RNA binding. The transcript is spliced from 12 exons. Bases 526 to 3003 code for a protein of 825 amino acids.
UUAAUUCAUGUAGAUAAUUUUGCAAACGGAGCUUGAUGUAAGAAAAUGGAGCGCGCGCUUUGUUCAUUUGGUAACACUGUGUGACAAAAUCAGUCGAAGAAAUGUAAUUGAUGUGAUUUGAUACUUACUCUUUAUCCAGCAAAACAUUUUCGCAGAACGCAAUAGAAUCUUGCUUGUAUUUCGCAAAAGUGUAUACCGGUGAAAAUGUAACCGGUACACCACACAAGGAGAUUUGUAUAUAAGAACAGUGCUCGUUAUAAAAUUUCCGCUCAGACGACAUAGUAACACUCCGGUAUACACAUAUUCAUAUUUUAUUGGAAUUGGACACCGUGAGAACGAUAAAAAAAAUACGCAAAGAUGCUCUUUCAUUAGUCGUAGUCCGAAUUUCUGCUUCAGCGAUGUAAGGAAUUCGAAUAUAUUCUCUUUACUGUGAUAGAGAACACUGUAGUAAUCUGGCAAGAGAAUAUUGUGUAUACUGUGUUAAACCUCAGCUGGGUCUAGAAUUUCGUUGCGAUAUCUCCGUAGAUGAAGAUGAGCGGAGAUAUGUUUGAGGGAAAGGAUUAUCCGACCCAGUGGGCGCUCAAUCCCACCGCCUAUCAAAACAUGAGUAACGAUCAAGUGGAUUGGGCAGCUCUGGCGCAACAAUGGAUCAAAAUGAAAGAGACAGUCGUACCACCAGCACCACCACCACCAACUAUAAAUCCCAUAUAUUCCGCAAAUGAUGGCAGUGGCGAAGCACCAAUGGAUAUGGAUACCAAAGAUGAUGAAGUGCCUCCAGCACCGCCUGCACCAACUAUCAGUGGAUCUGAAGCCUGGACUCAGUGGAACCAGUGGGGUCACUGGAACACUUCAGCAUCUGGAACAGGAAGUUGGGAAUGGAGUGGCGUACCACCACCUGGUGUCACUAUAGGUCCUGAUGGCAAGCCAAUCGGACUUCCAGCUAUGCCAGUUAUACCACCUGCGCCAACAAUAUCUACCACCACUGAUUUUAAUACGCCCCCUCCUGCUACACCGUCUCUGUAUUCGUACAAUUCAGUGUCACCGGCACAACCGUACAAUCAGGUUACUAAUUAUUGGUCUGGAGAUCCACCUAAUACAAUAUCAUCACAACCACCUCCUUUCAUGAAGAGUAUGAGGCAUACAAACAGAACACCGCACAUGAGAGUAAUGGAUCCGGUUCGAUGUCGAGAUGAUAGAGAAAAGACACCAGAAGAGGAUACUACUACGACUAUAGAUGCCGCAAAACGGAGACAAUUACCAGCAUGGAUUCGUGAAGGACUGGAGAAAAUGGAGAAGGAGAAACAGAAGGCUAUGGAGAGAGAGCGGCUAGAGAUCUUGAGAAAGCAAGAAUUGGAGGCUCGCAAGCAAGCAGAGGAUGAAGCGUGUGCAGUGCUUAAUCCUAGCAAGAGUAAAUUUGAUUCUGAUUCCGAGAAGGAGACUGAACAGGACUUUGAUGUAGCGAGUAGCGCACGCGGACCGCAAUCCGUAGAUAAGAACUAUGAUCGCACCCCGGAUAUAGUUGUUCGGCCGCGAAAGUCACGAUUCAGAGAUGCUGACUCACCAGAAUCUCACGCGGAUGCCGACGAGAGUCCAACUGCCACGACUAGUGCGGUUCCAGCGGUCGCUACCAGAUCGCAAAAGCGAUCUCUAGAUGAGAUUUUCCAGGAUGUGAUGUUGAAAGUAAGACGAUCGCUGACGGAAAUACUUUUGGAGGUAACGAACGAAGAGAUUGCCGCAGUAUGCAGAGAGGUUUGGAGCCGCGCACGUGCCAAAGUCCCCGCAGGAGAGAUCCCCGUCGCAUCCCUCAACAACACGGCUCCUCUUGCUCAGAUCACUCGCAAGCUCGGUCUGGGCAUCUAUGGCGACAGUAACAGCGAGUCCGAGGAAGAGCAAAGCGAACAUGCACAGAUUCAUGAUGACGACAGUGACGAGGAGUUGAAGGAAACGUUGAGACGUCGACAGCAGGCAUUUCGUAAGACGGAGGAGGAAAUUGAGGCGCGUCUUGCUGAGGAGGAAGAGAAUGAGGAACAGCGUAGUUACGAGGAGCAAAACAGUAGACAACAAGAAAAUCAUACCGGUAAUACUAGCUGCCGGGAGUCAGUUGAUGAAAAAGAAACGGUAAAUAAUCAAAGAGAAGCGUCCGAAACUUUAUCGAGCGGCGGGCAAAGUCCACAAACGAUGGCGCCGCAGAACGCGCCGACGGCCGACGGCCAUCAGCAGAUGACGAAAACGAGCAGCACCGUGUCGGGAUCGGCCGACUCCGAGUCGAGCAGCACUGAAUCCACGAGCAGCUUGUCCGAAUCGAGCCGCGAGUCCGCCAAGAAACAUGACAAAGCGCGCAAAGCAAGCAAGCAGCUGCAAUCACAGUCGCAGCAACGCGAGCCGCAACAGCAGCAGCAGCGCGGUUAUCACCAGCGGCGACGAAAAUCCAAGAGCAGGAGCAAGUCGCGAAGUGGCAGACGCUCCAUCAGAUCGUCGCGCUCAUCCGAACGCGUGGCGCAUAAGAGGCGUUCGCGCUCGAGAUCAGCCAAGUCGCGUAAGAACUAUCGUUCGCGAUCCUCGCGUUCCUCCAGUGAUCAUAGAUCCAACAAGAAGCGUCGCACAAGAUCGCGCGAUCGGAAACGCGCGAGAUCGCGCUCACGUAGCUGCCGACGCUCCAGAUCGGUGUCUCCCGACGAUCGCAGGAAGUGGUCGCGAUCGCGCUCCCGUAAGAGAAAAUCUCGCUCGCGUUCCAGAGAUAGGCGGAGGAAUAGUCGAUCACGCAGCAAAUCGCGCGUAACAGCGAAACGAAGAGGAUCGCGCUCAAGAUCACGUGGAGGCGGCAGGGAGAGAUCGCGUAGCCGUUCGAGGGAUCGCAGACGAUCGAGAUCGUAUGUUUCCAGGAGAAGUCGACGGCGGAGCAGCCGAUCCAGAUCGCGGGAUCGAAGUAGAAAAUCACGAUCCAAGUCACGACAGUCGAGCCAUCGCGAUGGUAAGAAGUCGUCACAUCGAUACAGGAAUUGAGCCUGAUCUGCUCUCCUAGCUCAAGCAUCUUCCACACUGGCUUCCGCUCGGCUUCAACGUUUCACUAUGAUUCAGUUCAACGUAUAGCCACACUAUUGUGGUACAGUUUUAAUUUUUGAAUAUAUCACAUUAAAUUUUCUCUUAAAUAUAGUGUAUUAUAAAAACGUAUAACAUAUAAUAAAUAGCAAUACUUGAGGGUA